CUCUCCUCCCGAUGCCGUCUAACGUUGCUGCCCUCCAGCCGCUCCCUCCAGAUCCAGGUGACAAAAGACAACACAAAAAGACUCAACAUUGAGCUGAUAUUUGGGGUGCAGCGGUAUUGUUCGGACGUCUUCCUGUGCAGCCAGAGUAGUGCGAACAUCACCACCUCAAGCAUGAUGUGGACAGAGAGCUACGCUGUGGCAGAGGCAGAGUUCUUCAGGCACGUGGCCAGGCGGGCCCCACACAAGAACUGCGAACUCAAAUGUUUGCAAGCCUGUGCUCGCAUCCUGGAGGGCACCGCCUUUUCCAGCUCUACCUUGAAGACUGUUGUGAUGCACGUCCUGACCCUUUUACCCAUGUCACGUUGGCGCAGGAGGGAUUUCCUGCCACGGCUGCGGGAUAUCAUGUGGUACCUGCUCUGCUGCGUGGAGCACAAACACCUCAACCCCUUCUUCAUUGCCAACGAAAAUGUGCCCAAUGCAAUAAUCUUACCCCUAGACUUGAGAACAGCCGAGCCACUCAACCUCUUCCAGCGUCUGGCGCAGGAUCCAGAUGCCCACAUUGAGGCACUGCGUGAGUUAAUGGAGCUGCAAGAUCAGCUGAUAAGACUCCUGCUCUAUGGCCACUGA
Tauraco erythrolophus (red-crested turaco) is the source of this 627-nucleotide messenger RNA. NCBI's taxonomy places the organism in Eukaryota, Metazoa, Chordata, Aves, Musophagiformes, Musophagidae. The record is from RefSeq and is a predicted model, not a curated record.